Messenger RNA from Loa loa (African eye worm), 222 nucleotides. RefSeq lists its product as hypothetical. Bases 1 to 222 code for a protein of 73 amino acids. The record is from RefSeq and is a predicted model, not a curated record. The transcript has a single exon. Lineage: Eukaryota; Metazoa; Nematoda; Chromadorea; Rhabditida; Onchocercidae.
AUGAAGUGUGGAAAGGCAGAUCAUGAACCAGCAGCAACAGAAGGGCAAAAGAAUAGUCUAGAAGAUUUAAUAGAGAAGAUAAUCACGACCAGUAAAUCACCGACUUUAAAACCGGUAGAAUUUGAUGGCGAUCCGAAAAUGUGGAGCCAGUUUAAAGAAUCAAUUCGCAACAGAAUGGAUUUAACGCCCAGCAGAAAUCCAUGCAUCUGUCAAGCAGUUUGA